Molecule: messenger RNA, 740 nt
Organism: Phodopus roborovskii (desert hamster)
Lineage: Eukaryota; Metazoa; Chordata; Mammalia; Rodentia; Cricetidae
Product: general transcription factor 3C polypeptide 6-like
Biological process (GO): transcription by RNA polymerase III
Cellular component (GO): transcription factor TFIIIC complex
Source: RefSeq, a predicted model, not a curated record
UUCUCCCGCCAGGAGCAGUUCGUUCUGGUAGAGUUGUCAGGAAUUAUUGACUCAGACUUCCUCUCCAAAUGUGAGAAUAAAUGCAAGAUUUUGGGAAUUGACACCGAGAAGCCCAUCCUGCAAGUAGACAGCUACGUGUUUGCUGGGGAAUAUGAAGACACUCUUGGGACCUGUGUUAUAUUUGAGGAAGCUGUUGAACGUGUGGAUCCGGAAGGCAGCGAUAAAGCAGUGUUGAAGUAUAAGUGCCACACGAUGAAGAGGCUCAGCAUGACGAGGACUCUCCUGACAGAAAAGAAGGAAGGCGAGGAGCACAUAGAUGGUGUAGAGUGGCUGCAGAUGAAGGAUAACGAUUUCUCCUAUAGACCCAACAUGAUUUGCAGCUUUCUGCAUGAAAAUGAGGAUGAAGCUGUAGCAUCAGCCCCCGAGAAACCCGUGGAGUUGGAAGACGGAGAGACACAAAUGAAAGGCAGCGCAGAGCAGACACACGAGCAGGAGGGAGCGGGGCCCCAGGAGGCAGGGGGACCCCGCCCUGGAGACAGCCCCGCAGAGAUGGGAAGUUCUGCUUUCAUGGGAAUUCAAGAUGGAGACGUUCCUCAAAACAGCCAGUCAUGAACUUAAAAAAGGGUCUUGUCUACAACUAGAGCUGUGCAGCUUACAGCUGGCUCACCAACAGUUGUUACUGUUGACAGUGUGGGUACUUUCAGUUACAAUACAAUUUAGUGGCUUCGUGGUGGUGGUGC